AGAUCAGGUCUGAAGAGAGUUAUGGUUGCGCCUAGCCCUUCUCUAGGAAGCUCUGUUUUGUUUAGAUUUUCCUUUUUUAAGCUUUUUUUUUUUUGAUUUUUUUUUCUUUUCUUUUUUGAAAGUGUUGAUCUUUCUGUAAUUUUGGGGUUUAGAUUUUUGAUAUCAUCAGAGCCAUUUCAGAGGGUUAGGAGGUGUUAAAGUGUUAGCUUUGUUGUUAGCCUCUAUCACCUGUGUUAUAUACCGCCAUUUCUCCCUCCAAUUUUCCUUCCAUCACAAUUUCAACACAGCUUACCUUUUCAUUUUAACAACUGAUCGCCGUCUUUCUCUUUACAGUUGGGUUGUUGAUUUCUCUGGAUUUCCGGCUUUAGGGUUUUCAUUUCCUUAUUUCUUCUUCAAUUACACCUUUAAAACCAAUCAUCAAUAAAAACACAACAAAUCUAUAGUUUAUUUCUAGGUUUUAGGUUUUAUACAACUCUAGUUUAGUUUAUUUUUUUUUUGUCUGACAUGGAUAAGAAGAGAGUGGCUAUUCCUCUCGUUUGCCAUGGCCAUUCUCGACCGGUUGUGGAUCUAUUUUAUAGCCCUGUUACGCCCGAUGGAUUCUUCCUCAUCAGUGCCAGCAAGGAUUCCAAUCCCAUGCUUAGAAAUGGUGAAACUGGCGAUUGGAUUGGUACAUUUGAAGGUCACAAAGGCGCAGUUUGGAGUUGUUGUCUGGAUACCAAUGCUUUACGUGCUGCUACUGGUUCUGCUGAUUUUUCAGCGAAAGUAUGGGAUGCAUUAACUGGAGAUGUACUGCACUCAUUUGAGCACAAGCAUAUUGUUCGUGCCUGUUCUUUCUCGGAGGAUACACACCUUUUAUUGACUGGUGGUCUAGAGAAAGUACUACGAAUAUAUGAUUUGAAUCGUCCCGAUGCACCUCCAAGAGAAGUGGAUAAAUCCCCCGGUUCAGUUAGAACUGUUACAUGGCUUCAUAGUGAUCAGACCAUACUAAGUUCUUGCACUGACAUGGGAGGGGUCAGGUUAUGGGAUGUGAGAAGUGGCCAAAUAGUUCAAACACUUGAAACCAAGUCAUCAGUGACCAGUGCAGAAGUUAGUCAGGAUGGACGAUAUAUCACAACUGCUGAUGGGUCGACUGUCAAAUUUUGGGAUGCUAAUCACUUUGGCUUAGUCAAGAGCUACAACAUGCCUUGUACUGUUGAAUCUGCUUCCCUGGAACCAAAGUAUGGGAUGAAGUUCAUUGCCGGCGGAGAGGAUAUGUGGAUCCAUGUAUUUGAUUUUCAUACUGGUGAUGAGAUUGCAUGUAAUAAAGGUCAUCAUGGACCUGUACAUUGCCUGCGCUUUGCGCCCGGUGGGGAAUCCUAUGCCUCUGGAUCUGAGGAUGGAACCAUUAGGAUAUGGCAGACUGGUCCUUUAACUCAUGACGACUCGGAUGAAGCCACCUUGGUCAAUGGAUCUAUUGGUAAAGUGAAGGUAAGUGCCGAUGAGGUCUCGCGCAAGAUCGAGGGCUUCAACAUCGCAGAUGAGGGGAAGGCCAGAGAGAAGGAGAAGGAGGAGACAGGAAAUGAGUGAAAUCGUUUCUCCAUUGCCAGAGAGAAGGAGGAGGAGACAAGAAAUGAGUGAAAUCGUUUCUCCAUUGCUUGAUGAUUUGAUGCCGCAAAGCGUUCGAGGUUUAUAUCAUCGUAUACAGUUCAUCUUUUGUGAGAUAUGGACUUCGCUGAUUUUUGUAUACAGUUUUAGUCGAUUCUGCAGAUAUGGGUGUGAACUUGUCUCAAGUGAACGCGUUUUUGUUAUGACAUUGUCUUCAACGUUUUAUAUUUUUGAGAUUUUUAGAUUUGUUAACCAUUGUGAUUGUAGCAAGAACCACGUUAUGAGCAAUUAUGUGAAGGAAAGGCUGGUCUUGACUACAAUUCAGGACCAAUCUCCUUGAGUUUGGCAAACCAACCUUCUUGUAGUCAAGCUAAGUCAAAAAUCUAAAUAAAAUUGAAAAUUUCCAAGA
Messenger RNA from Cucumis melo (muskmelon), 1993 nucleotides. RefSeq lists its product as uncharacterized. The transcript has 7 exons. Gene Ontology annotation, biological process: spliceosomal snRNP assembly. Gene Ontology annotation, molecular function: RNA binding; protein binding. Lineage: Eukaryota; Viridiplantae; Streptophyta; Magnoliopsida; Cucurbitales; Cucurbitaceae. Bases 505 to 1566 code for a protein of 353 amino acids. Gene Ontology annotation, cellular component: SMN complex. The record is from RefSeq and is a predicted model, not a curated record.